This is a messenger RNA of Pan troglodytes (chimpanzee), 5822 nucleotides long. RefSeq names its product centromere protein I (gene CENPI). The transcript has 22 exons. Gene Ontology annotation, cellular component: kinetochore; inner kinetochore. The record is from RefSeq and is a predicted model, not a curated record. The coding region runs from base 452 to 2656 and encodes 734 amino acids. Gene Ontology annotation, biological process: CENP-A containing chromatin assembly; mitotic sister chromatid segregation. NCBI's taxonomy places the organism in Eukaryota, Metazoa, Chordata, Mammalia, Primates, Hominidae.
GCGCGGAAGCGCAUGCGUGGGGUGGAGUCAGCUUCUUUGAAUUCCGGAGGCGGCAUUCGGUGGUCAGAGGCCUGUGCGGCUACAGGAACCUAGGAAAUAACUCGGAACCCGUAACGUCCCACUGGUUUGGACAUAUUCCUCUCCUGAUCUGGCCUCAUCUGUUCCAGGGAGGUGGGAUUGAACAAAGUCUUGCUCUGUCACCCAGGCUGGAGUGCAGUGGCGCAAUCACGGCUCUCUGCAGCCUCGACCCCCGGGGCUCAAGCUAUUCUCCUGCCUCACCCUCCUGAGUAGAUAGGACUACAGGCACGUGCAGCUAUGCCUAGCUAAUUUUUUAAAUCUUAAGUAGAGACAUUGUCUCACUGUGUUGCCCAGACUGGUCUUGAACUCCUAGGUUGAAGGGAUCUUCCAGCCUCUGCCUCCCGAAGUGCUGUAUUACAGAACAUAUGCAGUAAUGUCACCUCAAAAGAGAUUUAAGAACGUCCAGGCACAAAACAGGACUUCACAAGGUAGUAGUAGUUUUCAGACCACGCUUUCAGCCUGGAAAGUAAAACAGGAUCCAAGCAACUCAAAGAACAUCUCAAAACAUGGACAAAACAAUCCAGUGGGAGAUUAUGAACAUGCUGAUGAUCAAGCUGAAGAAGAUGCUUUGCAAAUGGCAGUGGGAUAUUUUGAGAAAGGUCCCAUUAAAGCUUCACAGAAUAAAGAUAAAACCUUGGAAAAACACUUGAAAACUGUGGAAAAUGUGGCUUGGAAGAAUGGGUUAGCUUCAGAAGAAAUUGAUAUUCUAUUAAAUAUUGCACUCAGUGGCAAAUUUGGAAAUGCUGUAAACACACGGAUAUUGAAGUGCAUCAUCCCAGCAACAGUAAUAUCAGAAGAUUCUGUGGUUAAGGCAGUCUCCUGGCUUUGUGUUGGCAAGUGUUCUGGUAGCACCAAGGUACUUUUUUAUCGUUGGCUGGUUGCAAUGUUUGACUUCAUUGAUCGUAAGGAGCAAAUUAACUUGCUCUAUGGCUUCUUUUUUGCUUCAUUGCAAGAUGAUGCACUGUGCCCUUAUGUUUGCCAUUUGUUAUAUUUACUUACCAAAAAAGAGAAUGUCAAACCAUUUCGUGUGAGAAAACUGCUUGAUCUUCAGGCCAAAAUGGGGAUGCAGCCUCAUCUCCAGGCUUUGUUGUCACUGUAUAAGUUCUUUGCUCCUGCUCUGAUUUCAGUAUCUUUGCCUGUAAGGAAGAAGAUAUAUUUUAAGAAUUCAGAGAAUCUAUGGAAGACGGCUCUGCUUGCCGUGAAGCAAAGAAACCGGGGACCUUCUCCAGAACCUCUGAAGUUGAUGUUAGGUCCAGCUAAUGUUCGUCCUCUAAAAAGAAAGUGGAAUUCUCUCUCAGUUAUACCAGUGCUCAAUUCCAGUAGCUACACUAAAGAAUGUGGGAAAAAAGAGAUGAGUCUUUCUGAUUGUCUGAAUAGAAGUGGAUCAUUUCCACUAGAACAACUUCAAAGCUUCCCCCAACUUUUACAGAACAUCCAUUGCUUAGAGCUGCCUUCUCAGAUGGGCUCAGUGCUAAACAACUCUCUGCUGCUUCACUAUAUUAACUGUGUCAGAGAUGAGCCAGUCUUGCUGAGGUUUUAUUACUGGUUGAGUCAAACAUUACAAGAAGAAUGUAUUUGGUACAAGGUGAAUAAUUAUGAACAUGGAAAAGAAUUUACCAACUUCCUGGAUACCAUCAUCAGGGCAGAGUGCUUCUUACAAGAGGGGUUUUAUUCCUGUGAAGCAUUCCUGUAUAAGAGCCUUCCUCUCUGGGAUGGCCUUUGUUGUCGGUCACAGUUCCUUCAGCUUGUGAGCUGGAUUCCUUUUAGUAGCUUCUCUGAGGUGAAACCACUUCUUUUUGACCAUCUAGCGCAGCUCUUCUUUACAUCAACCAUUUAUUUCAAGUGUAGUGUUCUUCAGAGUCUGAAAGAGCUAUUGCAGAAUUGGCUGUUGUGGCUUUCUAUGGACAUUCACAUGAAACCUGUUACAAACAGUCCUCUAGAGACAACUUUGGGUGGAUCCAUGAACUCUGUGUCUAAACUGAUCCACUAUGUAGGGUGGCUAUCCACUACUGCAAUGCGCUUGGAGAGCAACAGUACUUUCUUGCUGCACUUUAUUUUGGAUUUCUAUGAGAAGGUGUGUGACAUAUAUAUAAAUUAUAACCUUCCAUUAGUGGUAUUGUUUCCUCCUGGGAUCUUCUAUUCUGCACUCCUCAGCCUGGAUACCAGCAUCCUGAACCAGCUGUGUUUUAUUAUGCACAGAUAUCGUAAAAAUUUGACUGCCGCAAAGAAAAAUGAGUUGGUACAAAAGACAAAAUCAGAGUUCAAUUUCAGCAGCAAGACUUAUCAAGAAUUUAAUCACUAUUUGACAUCAAUGGUUGGUUGCCUGUGGACGUCCAAACCCUUUGGGAAAGGAAUAUAUGUUGACCCUGAAAUCCUAGAAAAAACUGGAGUGGCUGAAUAUAAAAACAGUUUAAAUGUAGUCCAUCAUCCUUCUUUCUUGAGUUACGCUGUUUCCUUUUUGCUACAGGGAAAGAAAUGGAGCUGGUAUUUGGACUAUUUAUUUUCACAGGGGUUACAAGGCUUGAAACUUUUUAUAAGAAGUAGUGUUCAUCAUCCAUUCCCAGAGCAGAGGGCAUAAACUGCAACAAUCAAUAUUAAAUGAAUGUUGACAUAAACUGAACAUACUGGACUAAACUCAAUCCUCAUUGCUAGAGCAAAGUGGCUCAUCUUGAGUUCCCAUUUUGAUUUCACUGACAGACUGCCAUCGUCAAGGAGUACUCAGACUGGCCUUCUGUUCAUGGCUUAGGAGAGCCUUGGUGUGCCUAACUGAUUUUUCAAAAUUUAGAUUUUUUUAGCCUACCAGUGAAAAAUGACCCCUUCAUCAUCAGGCUCUGCGUUCUACCAAAUUGUAUGUAAAAAGACACAUCUGUUUUGUGGUAGGAUUUUUUCACAUUUUUGGGUACUAUGAGCUGCAUUGAUGGAAGACAGCAGGCAAUAUGUGGUGACAGUUAACUCACAGACAUAAACAUGCAAAAUACUUUGCUGUCUCUGGGGAUAUUGCCAUUUUUCUUACUGUGAGCAACAGCACCAACACCAAGUUAACAGGAUGCAACAUGUAUGACUCUAAAAGCCCUAAGUAGUUGGUAACUUCCUGGGCCUUCAAUCAUAGCAAUUUGAUGAGGGAAGGAAGGGGAGAGGAUUUGUUGGGUAAUCAAGAUAUUCCCGUAUAUGUCUGAUUUCAUGGAACUGCUCUAUUUUGUUUGUGUGUAUUGUAUAUGUAUAUAUGUAUGUGUGCGUGUAUGUGUGUGUCUGUAGCUUCAGUUUUUAAGUGUAAGGACUAAAUAACUGAAAUUUUACUUUCAGAAGGAAUUCUGAAGUUUUAAAAAAGUUAAUAAUAGCUAGAAUAUCUUGCUGAAAAUGUACUAUAAAAUUUUGCCUGCUGGGCGUGGUGGCUCACGCCUGUAAUCCCAGCACUUUGGGAGGCCAAGGUGGGUGGAUCAUGAGGUCAGGAGUUCGAGAUGAGGCUGGCCAAUAUGGUAAAACCCUGUCUCUACUAAAAAUACAAAAAAUUGGCCGGGCAUGCCGGCACGUGCCUGUAGUCCCAGCUACUCAGGAGGCUGGGGCAGGAGAAUCACUUGAACCCGGGAGGCGGAGGUUGCAGUGAGCCAAGAUCGCGCCACUGCACUCCGGCGAGACUCUGUCUCAAAAAAAAAAAAAAUUACCUCAAUGCUAUUGAAUAACUCUCCCUUCUAGUAAAAUUCGUAUCAUUUGAGAAGAAUCAAGCUGAAUUAAUUUUUAUCUUUAAGGAUGCAUACUUGGGGUUCUUUUUUUUCCCCAUUUAAAAAAACAAACCCUAAACUAUAUUAUUGGAUGGCGUUCAGACUAGAAAUCCCACUUGUCCAUUGACUCAUUAAUUGAUUCAAUAAAUAUUUAUUGAGCUCCUUUCUCUGUGCCAGGUACUCUUCUGUGUGCUGGUUAUACAGUUGUGACCAAUACAAAGUACCCGGGUUUUUGUUUUUGUUUUUGUUUUUUGAGAUGGAGUCUCGCUCUGUUGCCCAGGCUGGAGUGCAGAGGCAUGAUCUCGGCUCACUGCAACCUCUACUUCCUGGUUCAAGCAAUUCUCCUGCCUCAGCCUCACGAGUAGCUGGGAUUACAGGCACCUACCACCACGCCCAGCCAAUUUUUGUAUUUUUAGUAGAGACAGGGUUCCGUCAUGUUGACCAGGCUGGACUUGAACUCUUGAUCUCAAGUGAUCAACCCGCCUUGGCCUCCCAAAGUGUUGGGAUUAGAGGUGUGAGCCAUUGCACCCAGCCCAAAGUACCUGUUUUUAUGGAGUUUACGUUCCAAUGGAGAAGACAGACAAUAACAUAUAUCAAAUGCUAUAAAGAAAGGGCAGGGAAUAGGGAUACAAUGUGUUGAAUUUUGUCAAAUGCUUUUUUUGUAUCUUUUGAGAUUAUCAUAUGGCUUUUGUCCUUCAUUCUGUUAACAUGAUAUAUCACAUUUACUGAUUUGUGUAUACUGAAUCAUCUUUGCAUCCCGGGAUGAAUCCCACUGGGACAGAAUGUGGAGAAGGUUGAAACUUUAGAUAAGAUGGUUUGGGAAAGCCUGUUUGAAGAGAUGACAUAUGCAGAGGCCCCAGUGAAGUAAGCAUAUGAGUCAUAUAAAUAUUUGGGGAAAGAGCAUUCUGGACAAAGGUAAAAAACAAGUGAAAAGGCCCUAAAAUGUUAACUUACUUGGCAUGUUUGAGGAAUAACAAAGAGGCCAGUAAGGUUACAGCAUAGUGAUUAAGAGAGAAGAAUGGUGUAAGAAGUGACAUAAGGAAGAAAGCCAGGUCCUUAUAGCCUGGCAUGGAUAUGUAAAUGGUAAGCAAUUAGAUUGAGAAGAGGAGUGACAUAAUUUGAUUUACCUUUAUGAAAUAUGGAGCUACAAUGUCAAGGUUAGACUGAAGAAGAUUAAAGAGGAAAGCAGAGACUGGUUAGGUUAUUAUAGUGUCCUAGGUAACAGUUUUGGACAAGUGUGAUAAAUGUUGAGGUGGGAGGGGUUAGAGGUUGGAUUCAGGCUCUGUUUUGUAAGUAGAGAAGAUAAUGUCUGCUGAUAGCUUGGAUAUGAGGAGGAAAAGGAGAGGAGUAAAGGAUGACUCAGAUUUUUGACCUGUCAAUUGGGUGAACUCUGAGAUUAAAUUCUGUUUUGGCUAUGUUAGGUUGGAAAUGCUGUGUAGGCAAUUGGAUAUCCAAGUCUGGACUUCAGAGUACAAUUUGGGACUAGAAAAUUAAUUUGGGAGUCAUUAGGGAAUAACCAUGACUUUGGAUGAGAUCACCUAGUACAGCUAGAGAAGAGAAGGUAGCAAAAGACAGAGACCUAAGGUAUGCCAGCAUUGAGAAGUAGAGGAGAAGAGGAACCAGCAAAAGACUGAGAAGGACCCACCAGUGACCUAGAAGAAAAAUCAGGAGGCUGGUAUUCUGGAAGCCAUCAGAAGAAAAUGUUUCACAAAAGGAAGGUAGUAUUGAAUGGUGUGAAAUGUUACCUAUAUACCUGGAAAAAAGCAACUUCAGCUGCUUUUUAAGUAAAUGUGAUAGUUUGUACUGCAAAUAACUUUCCAUAUUGCUUUUCAGAUCAUGAUAUUUUGGUCCUUAAGAUCGUGUAGAACUUUCCAUUGUGAGAAGGGAGUUGAUUAUUUUAUCAUUAAAGAAACUUUUCUAAACUUAAAUUUAUGAAAAAUAAUUUUUCCCUUAGGUUUGUCUUUUUGUUCAAUAAUGAUUCCCUGGGUAUCUUUUUUUGCCCCACAAAUAAAAUACUUAGACAUA